Messenger RNA from Amoebophrya sp. A25, 1604 nucleotides. The record is from the annotation of a GenBank genome assembly. Lineage: Eukaryota; Dinophyceae; Syndiniales; Amoebophryaceae.
CAGGAAUUUAGUCCAUCAUUCCAACAACCUAAAAGAAAAUUACUCUCCAUGUCUAUCAUGUCUAUGUCAUCCAUCAAUCUUACAUAGUUCGUUGUCUAGUUUAUUCCCCAUAACUAAGUCAUCCAAUAAAUUCUACUUCUUCUCAGCAUAGCAAGAACAUCUCUUGAAGCAGAUUACACAUUCAAAAUAAGAAAUAUGUCCGCGACAGUUGCUCCUCCAACGGAGGCAGGACUUCGAAGGACGAUGCAAGAUCCUUCUUGGUACGGUCGCGGCGUCCGUACUCAUAGCGAGCCAAGGAGUUAUUGGGCUUCCGCAACGGGAUGCGGAAACUACCAUUUCCGCAUAGAGAAUGACGACUGGACAGCCAGACGUAAUGCCCAAGUAGCGCGAAUGGAAGAGCAAACGCGCGCAUUAAAGGCACAAACAGACCAGUUCGGCGUCAAGAGCGCCUUAGUGUGGGAUACAACGAGUUAUGAGGAUGGUUGAAGUGAUAUUGUUGAUAAUUAGAGAUGAUGUUAGUUCUACUUUUCAACAUACUUGAUGAAAACUACAUUAUUUCCGUCGCAUGGUUCUCCUCUAAUCCGCACGUGACCACAUUGACCCCAACGUGAGGUUCCAGUCACCGACGAAGCACCAGAAGCUGACGCGUUACGAGGUGAAUAGCUUCAUCUACGCCAGCAGCACGAAGCCUGUGCCGCCACCAGAACAGAACGGUAAGACAGGACAUUGGGUCUGCGAAGUAAACAGCACAACAGGAACCUUCAACGUAGUGAACAACUUGAAUCCGAAUCCGUUUAACCAGCGCUUCCGCGAAGCAGAAGUGGACAACUUUUAUGACUGGAAACUGGAAUCGUAGAGAAGUGAUUGUAGUAGAAGUAGGACAUCCUUCAUUCUCUACUCGAUAAGAAACUAGUUGUAUGAUCAUCUUCAGUGACUACGGUCAGACGAAAAAACUUCCUACCUAAGAGAAUUACUCAUGAAUCCUCCUCUUUCAUACUCACCGAGCGGUUCAAGUGGGUAAAACGCCAGCAGCCGGUCAAGUGCAGCCACAGCCUGUGAUCGCCUGCUACGACCUUCCGAGCUUUGUGCCUGUGCGCCAUCCUGAGCGCAUGCGAAACUACAACCGCGUGAAACCAAAUCUCUAGGAUAACCAGGAAGGGACUAUAGUCCUGCGAGGAGGAAAAACAGCUAGAUAAUGUGUUAUAGCGGCACAUAAUCGAAUAGUAACAUCAAUGAUAGAGAAGUACGUAUUCAUCGUAAACAUUUGCAAGCAUUGUAUUCUACCAUUCUUACAUCCACUUGUUUUGAUCAAAAACAAUCUGUAUUAUCCAUGCAUAGUGAAAACACAUCCACAUCAUGUGUAUAUCAAUAUCUUGUUUCGCAGCACAAGCGGCGCGGAGUCCUACUUGAGCUUUCCAGUUUUAUUACACCUUAAUUGACAUCUGACAUGUUACACGUAGUUACAAUUUACGCUAUCCGUUGUAGUACAAACACCUCAUGUCAUGUUUAUCAUCCACCAACAUCAACUGUUACCCCUGUAUAGCAAUUGGAGCAGAUAACGAUGUAAUCUGAAAUCAGGAAACGCACGAAUGCUUGAAGAUACC